Xenopus laevis (African clawed frog) is the source of this 1143-nucleotide messenger RNA. RefSeq lists its product as uncharacterized. Bases 58 to 1041 code for a protein of 327 amino acids. Lineage: Eukaryota; Metazoa; Chordata; Amphibia; Anura; Pipidae. The transcript is spliced from 12 exons. The record is from RefSeq and is a predicted model, not a curated record.
UGCUUUGCUCCUCUUAGGUCAUUCUGACACCCUUUGACAAAUGCCAGAAACAUCCGUAUGAGCUCUUGGAACAUUAUGGAUGAAAUUCAUUCAAUUCAGAACUGGGCAAGGUACAAUGCUAAGCUGCGUACUCUCCAGCAGACUCUGGGACUUCCUUCACUAGAAAAGGCAAAGAAUAGUGAUUGGGAAAAGGGCCAAAGGUGGAGCAGGUACAAUGAUCAAGUGAAUACUCUGCAACAAAAACUUGGACUCCAAUCACAUGACUUCAAAAGGCAUGGAAUGUUUGACCAAGCAUCUACUCCACUUGCAGCUCCAGCAGCAGCGUUUCUGCCCAGCAAGCAGUAUACGACUGGGUGGGCCCUGUCAAAGGAGGUUCUGAAAUACUUUGGACCUGGAGCAUAUGAAACAAUGAUACAAAGUUACUGUGAAGGUUCUGCGCAGUAUGCUGCUGCCUCUCCUCCAAGACAAGAGACGAUUGACAGAAUUUUGAUCAGAAGAAACAUUGCACGAGCAGAACAGCAACAAAAUAAUGACAAAGCUAUCAGAAAACUAAAUGACAACAAAGAGCAUUUAAGGAAAGCAAUUAAGACUUUGGAAAUGCGGAAUGAGUUCUUCAGAAACGAAAGAACCAAUGUCUUUCAGCCCGAGACACCCCCUGCAGAGCAACAUCCAACUGACCCCAGGCAAGAAAAUGAAAUCAUAAAACCAACUGGGACCGAUCUUCUAAAGGACCUUGACAAUGAUCAUUUAUUUCUUGAUGAAGUUGUAGAGGAAGUUCUGAACAGACAUUUAUCACUUGCACCCAGAAAGAUGUCUCCAGGCACAGAAAAAAAGCAUAAAAAGCUCAUGUCAGAAAUGUUCAUGGAUCGGGCUGUCCAGCUCAUUACCGAGGAAAUCAUUCUUGAGACAACAAUGCAGAUGUCUAAGCACCUUGCAACUGAUGCCAUCAAGAGAAUUGCAUUGAGUUCAGAAUUUGGCUCAAAAUUCUAUUCUACAAAGGUUCAAGAUUAUUUAAAAGAAGCAAAACCUUUAUAUUUUUAAGGUGAUAUAAGUUAUCAUAGUGUACUGUAAUAUCUAAUACAUUAAAUUAGCAACUGUGACUCAUUUCUAUAUUAUUAAAUAAAAAAAUCUAUGUUGUCUGUU